UUUAGUAUCCUCGGCCACAAUACUGAACUGAGCUGGUCGCUUCGUAAAAGUAAUGGUCUGUAAUAGUCUAUUUUUCCAUAAUUUUGGGGCGCGAGUAUAAAUAUAAAUGUUGAUCUCAGAGCUGUGCGCGGACGCGUUGGAAUUGAGUAACAUCAGCAUGUCGGCAGCGCUGAUCAUGUAACUAUCCCACGUCGUCGCCGUUUUACGAGCGAGCGAACGGACGAGUUUGGAACGAACAGCUCGACGUGUCGAGAUCUUUCGGCUGAAUGUCAGAAUAUCGUCUCCGAUCGGUGGUUCGAAUCGCAGAAUACCGAAAAUAAUUAAGAGCUUCAUUAAAUCAAUCAAUUUGAGUGUUCGAUUGGAUGCCGCAUUUCUGAAACUUGGCGAUUCUUGCAUAGGUCAGGCGUCCCGCUCGCCAACGAUUCCAGGAAUAAUCGUUGGAUCGGUUACCCUUCAGUGCGUAGAAUAUUUGAGCAAUGAUAAGGUGGAGGAAAGAGGCAUAAUGAUAUUGUGUCCCAUUCUAAGACAUAUCCAUUAGAAUAAAAAAGAAGAAUGCCAGAAUAUCCGCGAAUGACAAAAUUAGGAUAUACUAUUUUGACGAGAUCAAGAUCGGAUCUGCGGUUCAAUAUUUAGUACUGACAAUUGUAUGUGGUCAUAGCCUGUGAGAAAGAAUGGGCUUCUCCACAAGCCUACAAGGCCAGGCAUCACAUGAGGCGUUGCUGGGUCGUCAGGAUGCCGAGAUCAAGCUGCUAGAAACUAUGAGAAGAUGUCUUACGACAAAGGUUAAGUCUGAUCGAGAAUAUGCCUCUACUAUCUCCUCGCUCACUGCUCAGGGAAAGAAGAUUGAACGCAAUGAGGACCUUGUUGGAAGUCUCAUAGCACAGAGUUGGAGAGAUAUAAUGGACUCUAUCGAUCAGACGGCAAAGUUGAUUAAACUGCAGGCUGAUUCUAUUGAGAAUAUUGUGAUAGAUCAAUUGAGCGCUUUGUAUUCCGAAAGGAGGAGAGCCAGAAAGCUGUAUCAGGAAGAACAGACUUGGCUAAAUAACCAGUUUCAACAACUGACAGAUGAUGUAUCUAGGAAAAAAAUGGAGUAUCAGAAGAACCUGGAAAUGUAUAAAUUGAUGAGGUCGCGAUUUGAAGAACAUUAUGUUAAGUCUGGUAGGGGUGGUCGCAAGUUGGAUGAAGUGAGAGAAAAGUACCAGAAAGCAUGUAGAAAACUUCAUUUAACACACAAUGAAUAUGUACUACUAUUGGGUGCUGUGACAGAAUGCGAACAUGAUUUAAGAACUUGCUACUUGCCAAGUUUGCUUCAUCGGCAACAAGCUAUUCAUCAAGAGUUUAUAACUUCUUGGAAAGGAAUACUUCAGGAUAUUGUAAAAUACUCAGAUUUUACAACAGAAAAAUUCCUGGAGAUACAUGUACGAAUGCAAAAAGCAAUCGAUAGCGUCAAACCUAUCGAAGAAUAUAGAGAUUUUAUUGAGAAGCAUAGAACUAGACCAGCAUCUCCAAUCAGAUUCACAUUUGACGAGAACCUUGUAGAUGACACUUCAGGAAAAUUGUCACCGAACAAAUUGACCGUGGAUAAUCUGACUAUAGAUUGGCUGAGAAGUCGUCUGACGGAACUCGAAACUUCCUUCAAGACCACGCAGCAAAAUCGACAGAGUCCGCAAUUCUUGCAAGAAAACAACAGCGAUUCUAAGAUUUCGAUCUUGGACUAUUCUCGCGAGCGAGAAGAGUUGAGAUUACGUUGUCAGGAAAAGAAAUUGCAAAGACAAGUGGACGUCAUAAGAGGUGCUCUCAAUGAAUUAGGCUGUGAGGAAUUACCUUCAGGUUGUGAUCUUUCCAUGGAAGGUUCCUUCACCGACUCACCUACCAUUAGCAAAAGAAACACAAUCCCAGAUAGUGGUCUGUUUACACUAAGGAGAAACCAACGAUUCAUGACAAUAUUUAAAUCACCUUUCAAAUCUUUACCAGCAAUUAAUGAUUCGAAAAAUGGAUUGAUUAGGGCAAAUAGCGAAGGACCUACAGUCAAAGCAGAUAAUGUCCCCCCUGUUGUACCGUUGCGUGGAAUUUCUCAUUUAACUAAUAAUCAAAAAAGUAACAGCAAUGGCGGGCUUAUGGAGGAAGAGUGGUUUCACGGAGUGUUACCGAGGGAAGAGGUAGUAAGAUUACUCGUUAAUGAGGGGGAUUUUCUGGUACGCGAAACGACAAGGAACGACGAGUGUCAGAUAGUUUUAUCCGUUUGUUGGGACGGACACAAGCAUUUUAUCGUACAAACUACGCCAGAGGGACAUUAUAGAUUUGAAGGACCCACAUUCCCAUCCAUUCAAGAGCUAAUUAGGCAUCAAUGGUUAUCCAGUCUACCGGUAACCAGUCGAUCUGGUGCUAUUCUUAAAACGCCAAUUUUGCGCGAGCGCUGGGAGCUUAAUAAUGAUGAUGUCAUCCUUUUGGAGAAAAUAGGUCGAGGAAAUUUCGGUGACGUCUACAAAGCGCAAUUAAAGACGUGCAAGACCGAGGUGGCCGUGAAAACCUGCAAGGUAACGUUACCGGACGAGCAGAAACGCAAGUUUUUACAAGAGGGCAGAAUACUAAAGCAAUACGACCACCCGAACAUAGUAAAACUUAUCGGUAUAUGCGUCCAGAAACAGCCGAUUAUGAUUGUGAUGGAACUGGUGCCCGGUGGCUCGUUGCUCACAUACUUGCGAAAGAACUCUGGCACGAUAACACAGCGAGAACAACUGCGUAUGUGUAAGGAUGCCGCGGCUGGUAUGCGCUAUUUGGAAUCCAAGUAUUGCAUUCAUAGAGACUUGGCGGCUCGAAAUUGUCUCGUAGGAUACGAGUGCAUAGUCAAAAUUUCCGACUUCGGUAUGUCGAGAGAGGAGGAAGAGUACAUAGUUUCGGAUGGCAUGAAACAAAUUCCUAUCAAGUGGACCGCACCGGAGGCGCUGAAUUUCGGUAAAUACACAUCGCUGUGCGACGUGUGGAGCUACGGAAUCUUGACAUGGGAGAUAUUUUCCAAAGGCGGCAAUCCGUACAGCGGUAUGUCGAAUUCGCAGGCCCGCGAAAAAAUAGAUGCAGGAUAUCGAAUGCCAGCUCCAGAUGGAACACCUGAUGAGAUCUACCGUUUAAUGCUGCGGUGUUGGGAAUAUGAACCGGAGAAACGGCCGCAUUUUGAUCAAAUAUACAUCGUAGUUGAGACACUGUCUCAAGCGUAUCUGUGAGUAUUAUAUUAGGAGUAUUUUUAUGGAUUAUCCAGAAAGUAAACAGUAUAUAUCAAGUUGAUGUUAGCUUUUCCCGAUAUUAAGUUUCCCGACCGUUACUUUGUAUAUUUACGUCUUGCCGAAAUCUCAACACGGCAGUCCAUGAGAUUUGGAAUUUGAAAUGUACAAAAUUAUUGCAAAGUCGAAUUAUAUAUUUUAUAAUUUAGGU
Messenger RNA from Dinoponera quadriceps, 3429 nucleotides. RefSeq names its product tyrosine-protein kinase Fps85D (gene FER). The record is from RefSeq and is a predicted model, not a curated record. Gene Ontology annotation, biological process: peptidyl-tyrosine phosphorylation. Lineage: Eukaryota; Metazoa; Arthropoda; Insecta; Hymenoptera; Formicidae. The transcript has 16 exons. The coding region runs from base 672 to 3221 and encodes 849 amino acids. Gene Ontology annotation, molecular function: ATP binding; non-membrane spanning protein tyrosine kinase activity.